Kuraishia capsulata CBS 1993 is the source of this 282-nucleotide messenger RNA. RefSeq lists its product as uncharacterized. The record is from RefSeq and is a predicted model, not a curated record. NCBI's taxonomy places the organism in Eukaryota, Fungi, Ascomycota, Pichiomycetes, Pichiales, Pichiaceae. Gene Ontology annotation, cellular component: mitochondrial intermembrane space. Bases 1 to 282 code for a protein of 93 amino acids. The transcript is spliced from 2 exons. Gene Ontology annotation, biological process: mitochondrial respiratory chain complex IV assembly.
AUGUCGGCGAAUCCAGGAAACAAAUUGAAUGCGUGGAAGCCUACGCCUCCAGAUAGAGGCUCGUUCCCAUUGGAUCACUUUGGUGACUGUACAGAGCAGAUGAAAAAGUAUCUAGCGUGUCUUAAGAUCGUCCGCAACGAAAAUGCGCCGAACUGCCGGUUGCUAGCUAAAGGUUACCUCGAAUGUCGGAUGCAAAACGAACUCAUGGACCGGGUUAAGUGGUCUGAGCUUGGUUUGCCCGAUGAUGCUAAGGUUGAUAAGAACGCUACCAAUGAAAAAUAG